Sparassis crispa is the source of this 546-nucleotide messenger RNA. RefSeq lists its product as hypothetical. The record is from RefSeq and is a predicted model, not a curated record. The coding region runs from base 1 to 546 and encodes 181 amino acids. The transcript has 3 exons. Lineage: Eukaryota; Fungi; Basidiomycota; Agaricomycetes; Polyporales; Sparassidaceae.
AUGUCUGAUUCAACAAUCAAUCCUCCGUCAAUUACCCAAUGGGCUGAAGAGCACCUUCGGGCGAUCUUCAAUGCUGUCUCGGAGGAUGUCUACGACAAUGCAUUCGACGCCUUCAUCUCGAAACAUGUCCAUGUCACUGUAAAUGGCAGGUAUCUCUCCCGCGAGCACUACAAGAGGCUCUUGCGCUUCGAGAAGAUAUUUGAUUUGGCCGCAGCUCCAGCUGAGCUUUCGUUUGAGGGCGUAGUCGAAGCUCCUGCGGACGAGGAUCACCCCACUAAUGCUGGAACUGUUGGUCUUCUGUAUAAAGCCGUAGUUGCUUCCAAAGACACAACUUCGAGGGCUCCGACGUCUGAUACUGUGCACUCGUCUUUGAACGUUGUAAUUAUUCUGGAUAAUUUGCUGGUUCCUCCGCCAAUUGGAUACUUCGAUCCACGUAGGGUUUCGCACCUUAGUGAGGUAGUAGUGGUGGACCAGGAGAAUCCUGUUAUCAUGCCCAGUCUCUUGUCCAGUUCUAUUACCACCCCUGCGGUCAGUGCCCAUGCAUGA